This is a messenger RNA of Durio zibethinus, 2184 nucleotides long. It is a transcript of the gene SIGE, whose product is annotated as sigma factor E. Gene Ontology annotation, biological process: regulation of DNA-templated transcription; DNA-templated transcription initiation. Gene Ontology annotation, molecular function: DNA-binding transcription factor activity. Lineage: Eukaryota; Viridiplantae; Streptophyta; Magnoliopsida; Malvales; Malvaceae. The record is from RefSeq and is a predicted model, not a curated record.
CCAAUAAGACCCACCCACGUAUCUCAAACAUCAUCCAUUAAAUCCCGAAAAAUAUCUACUCUUCAACUCUUUUAUCGCCACGCCACUUUCGGUUUCUGCUUCCCAUGUGCCCACGUCAUCACUUCCCUCACAUUCUCUUCCUUUCAAUCUUACUUGUCGGUUUCAUAUACCGUUGGAUUUGAGAACUGCCUCUAUCUGGCCGUUGAUUUUUCCGACGGAUAUAAUUGUGGAUACCGUAAUUUACGUAUUUAUCGUUCUUAUAUUUAUAACUCAGAAAUCGUUCACUGUUCAGGAUUCUCUGCAGCCUUUGGCAACAAGGAAAAAGCGCCAGUUCUCAAGUCCCACGAUCCGUGUCAACUCAGCAACUCGGUUUUGCUCUGUUCGGAGUUUUUGUACAGCCAGAAAGCUUUUGUAUAUUGCUUAAAAUUUGAUCAGGCAGUUUGGUAUGGGGGUUGUCAGCGUUUCUAGCGCAGCUGCCCGAACUCCACUAGGAUUAAGCACAAAGUUUUGGACUCAAAGAUGUACAUCGAGAAUGCCUUUGAUUGUUGCAUUUAAAGCAGAUAAAUCCAAUAAUACUGCUUUAGUUACGCCUCAAGAGCAUAUUCUUUUGCCCAUAGAAACAGCUAAGAAGAACCAGAAGAGACAGGGAAAAUCUAAAAAGGCUUCCAAAACUGUAAAUCAUGUUUUUACUGAUGAAGGUUCUCCGUGCACCUUGGAAGUGGAUUACAAUGAAGCUGCCGCCAAACUUGAAAACAUUUACAAGCUUAGCCCUUCAACUAGAACAUCUGAUGUAAAAGAGGAGAUAAAAGGACGCCAGCAAAGAAGAAAGAGGUCUAAAGAAAGUGAUGGGAAAGCAGAUAACGAUAAUAAUCAGGUCGUGGUUAGGAACCAGUCUAAGAAGACUAAAAGAUUGAGUCUUGAUAAAAGGAUUGAACUGAAAAAGAACAGAGAAGAAAAACCUGUUGCUUCUGUUUGGAGGAAAAAAAGUACCGAGAAUGAAAGCGAGAAGAUUGACGCGCUUGUCAGGGACUAUUCAGCUUCAACCGUUUUGGUUAGCCUGGACUGGAAAAAGAUGAGCAUACCUCCAGUUCUUCCGUCCACUGAACAUACUUGGUUGUUUAAGUUAAUGCAGCCCAUGAAGACGCUGCUUCAGGCAAAAGAAAACUUGCAAAAGGAUUUGGGUAGAUAUCCAACUGAAGAUGAAUUAGCUAAGGCAACAAAUAUGAGUGCAGCUCAAGUAACAAAACAUUUAGAGAUUGGUCGAGCUGCUAGAAAUAAGCUCAUUAAGCAUAAUCUCCGGCUUGUUUUGUUUGUGAUAAACAAAUAUUUUCAAGAUUUUGCCAAUGGCCCAAGAUUUCAGGACCUUUGCCAGGCUGGAGUAAAAGGACUUAUUACUGCCAUUGAUCGCUUUGAACCAAGAAGGAAAUUCCGGCUCUCAACAUAUAGUCUUUUUUGGAUUAGGCAUGCAAUUAUACGUUCCAUGACAGUAUCAAGCUUUACACGUGUCCCAUUUGGACUUGAAUCGGUUAGAGUAGAAAUCCAAAGAGCCAAACUUGAAUUAUUGUUUGAACUUCAUAGAAAACCAACAGAGGAAGAAAUAAUUAAGAAAGUUGGGAUCUCCCCUGAGAGGUACCAAGAAGUAAUGAGGGCCUCAAAACCUGUUGGCUCUCUUCAUUCAAGGCAUUCAGUCACACAAGAGGAGUUCAUUAAUGGAAUCACUGAUGUCGAUGGUGUUGGAGGUGAUCACCGAAGACAACCUGCUCUUCUCAGGCUUGCAAUUGAUGAUGUGCUUGAUUCUCUGAAGCCCAAGGAGAGCCUGGUGAUCAGGCAGAGAUAUGGACUAGAUGGUAAGGGCGAUAGAACUUUAGGAGAAAUUGCUGGGAACUUGAAUAUUUCAAGAGAAAUGGUUCGGAAGCAUGAAGUAAAGGCGCUAAUGAAGCUCAAGCAUCCAGCCCGAGUGGAUUAUCUUCGCCGAUACGUCGUCUGAACGUAUUAAAAUCCUUGGCUUCAUCUAUACGAUUCCCCCAAUCUCCUUAUAAUUCGCUCAUGCCCAUCUCGUUUCUGUAUUCUAAUGAUCUGUAUCAUAGUCAUUUAACUACAUGAGCAUAGAAUUUCCAUACCAUAUGUAAUAUAUAAAUUCAAAUACUCAAAAGAUAGUAAAUUACCAGAUAUAAGCUACAUUUU